AAAACAAGUCCAACUGGUUAUAGAGAGAGAGGAAAGUUCAGUUUCAUUUCUUGUUCCUGAUUCCAGCGAUGGCGGCUGCUGAUCUGAGAGACGAGCUGAGCUGCUCCAUCUGCCUGAGCAUUUAUACUGAUCCGGUAUCCCUGCCCUGUGGCCAUAACUACUGCCGGGGCUGCAUUGGGAGAACAUGGGACACCCAGGUGGACACUUUCCAUGAAAAUCCUUCCUGCCCUGAAUGCAGACAGAGAUUUAAAAGGAAACCUGAACUGGCAAAAGCCUGGAAGCUGCGUAGCCUGGUGGAGCGGUUCCGUCUGACUGAGACAGAGCCGGGGGAGACUGGGAUCUUCUGCACUUACUGUCUCCUCUCUCCUGUACCUGCUGCUAAAUCCUGUCUCCUGUGUGAGGCUUCUCUGUGUGAUACCCACCUGAGGGGGCACUGCCAGUCAGCAGAACAUGUACUCACUGAGCCCACCGCUUCCUUUAUGGGGAGAAAAUGUUCUGUACAUCACAAGGUUCUGGAGUAUCACUGCUGUGAGGACUCUGCCUGUAUCUGUGUGUCCUGCUGCCUGGCCGGGGAGCACCGGGGCCACAGGGUGGAGCUGCUGAGUGAGGCCUCUGAGAAGAAGAAAGAGAAACUGAGGAAAGUUCUGGAGAAACUGAGCCCAGAGAGAGAGGAGACUGAGAGAGAAGCCCAGAGGCUGCAGGAGCGCAGGAGAGAACUGGCAGAAGUGGCAGCCGGUGAGACAGAGAGAGUUACUGCCCUGUUUAGGGGCAUCAGGGAAGAGCUGGAAGCCCUAGAGAAGCGACUCCUGAGUGACAUCUCCAGGCAGAGAGAGGAGCUCACACUCACACUCACUGAGCUGAUCCAACAGCUGGAAAUAAAGAAGGACGAGCUGUCCAGGAAGAUCCGGCACAUUGAGGAGCUGUGCAACAUGGCAGAUCCACUCACUGUCCUACAGGAACAAUGGGAAUCCCAUGGAGCUGCCUUUUGUGGGGCUGAGGGGGCA
Xenopus tropicalis (tropical clawed frog) is the source of this 1004-nucleotide messenger RNA. Its product is annotated as probable E3 ubiquitin-protein ligase TRIM8. The record is from RefSeq and is a predicted model, not a curated record. The annotation marks the transcript as partial. Gene Ontology annotation, molecular function: zinc ion binding. The transcript has a single exon. Lineage: Eukaryota; Metazoa; Chordata; Amphibia; Anura; Pipidae.